Molecule: messenger RNA, 606 nt
Organism: Chrysemys picta bellii (western painted turtle)
Lineage: Eukaryota; Metazoa; Chordata; Testudines; Emydidae
Gene: RPS27A
Product: ribosomal protein S27a
Biological process (GO): protein ubiquitination; modification-dependent protein catabolic process; translation
Cellular component (GO): nucleus; ribosome; cytoplasm
Molecular function (GO): protein tag activity; RNA binding; ubiquitin protein ligase binding
Source: RefSeq, a predicted model, not a curated record
GGAGGCCCCUCCUUUCCUAGGCUGGAAACCCCGUGCAGACCAAGCUGGGCUCUCUUUCCGGCAUCCGCCAUUCAGCGAGCAGGUUGGUGGUGCUAGUCACACCAUGCAGAUCUUCGUGAAGACCCUGACCGGGAAAACCAUCACCCUCGAGGUUGAGCCUUCUGAUACUAUAGAAAAUGUGAAGGCCAAGAUCCAGGAUAAGGAAGGAAUUCCUCCUGAUCAACAACGACUUAUUUUUGCUGGCAAGCAGUUGGAAGAUGGACGCACGCUGUCUGACUACAAUAUUCAAAAGGAAUCGACUCUUCACCUUGUGCUGAGACUUCGUGGUGGUGCUAAGAAGAGAAAGAAGAAAUCUUACACUACCCCCAAGAAGAACAAGCAUAAGAGAAAGAAGGUUAAGCUUGCUGUCCUUAAAUAUUACAAGGUGGAUGAGAAUGGUAAAAUCAGUCGCCUGCGCCGAGAGUGCCCCUCUGAGGAAUGUGGGGCUGGAGUUUUUAUGGCCAGUCACUUUGACAGACAUUACUGUGGCAAGUGCUGCCUGACAUACUGCUUCAACAAACCAGAAGACAAGUAAAUGUAUCUGUGUUAAUAAAAAAAACCCUCAGA